This is a messenger RNA of Pantherophis guttatus, 2730 nucleotides long. The record is from RefSeq and is a predicted model, not a curated record. NCBI's taxonomy places the organism in Eukaryota, Metazoa, Chordata, Lepidosauria, Squamata, Colubridae.
AGCCCGUGCAAGACGAAGCAGGGCAGGGAGGCGGCCUUUUGCUCCCUUCCGCCGUCCGCAGGCGGGGUUGGCCACCCGCUCUCCUGACUGGUUCCGUCAAGCCGGCAUCUGGUUCAGGCAAUCCGGCGUCCCCCGGCUCUCCUGUGCCCCGGAGACGGGUCGGGCGGCCCCCGUCGGCUGCCUCCGCCCCGUCCUGGCCGGGGCUGAGAAGGGUUAGGGGGACCCCCGGGUGGGGGAGCAGGGCGACUCCAGGAGCUGCCCCGUCAAGGAAAGGCCGCCCCCGGGGAAGAACUGGCCCAAGCGUUCCCUGUGUUGAGCCGGGAGAGCCCUGGAGAACCUACCCAAAGCUCCAGGGCGGCUCUUUUCUUUAACCCAAAGGAUGGGAAGUUCUUCCUUGAUCUGCUGGUACUGGGCAGGAUUGGGGAAGGUCAGUGCUAAAUCCAGGUGGCACCACAGAAGGUGGGGAAGGUGAAGGUGCCCCGAAUCCUGCCUUGCAGGCAGCUAAGAGCUGGUCCCAGCCAAGGAAGAGGCUCCUUCGUGGCUGGCCCUUGAGGGGCAGCGGCCGUCAUGGAGCUGGAGCGAUUCAACCUGGAAGACACGCAGGAGACCUGGCGGGAAGAGGAGCAGAACGAGGAGGAGAAGAGCAGAUGCCCUUGGAUCAGGUGCAGCAGCAUCCACAAUACCGUUUCCAAAUGGAUGCUUCCCGGGGAGGCCAGAGCUACUUACCUGGAAAGAGCCAGCUGCAUCCCACCGCCCAUUUUCAUCCUGGCCGUCAGCUUAGCUGAGCUGUCAGUGUUCAUUUAUUAUGCUGUUUGGAAGCCCCAGACUCAAUGGAUCACACUAGAAGUGGGAAUCUGGGAAAGUCCGCUUAUUUAUAGGCCCGAGAAGCGAAAGGAAGCCUGGAGAUUUUUGUCUUACAUGUUUCUGCAUGCUGGCAUUGAACAUAUUAUAGGGAACCUUGUUCUCCAGCUCUGCCUGGGUAUUCCCCUGGAAUUAGUUCAUAAAGGACACAGAGUGGGAGCUGUGUAUCUUGCAGGAGUGAUUGGAGGUUCUUUGGCAAGUUCCAUCUGUGAUCCUCUGCUGGGUCUCGUGGGAGCAUCAGGAGGUGUCUAUGCUCUGAUUGGAGGAUACUUCAUGAAUAUUCUAGUGAACUUCCGAGAAAUGAUUCCUCUCUUUGGAAUUGCAAGACUGCUAUUCAUUGGCUUAAUAGUUGGAACAGAUGUAGGAUUUGCUUUGUACAGAAGAUUUCUCUCUCCUUCAAUGGGAAUUCAGGUAAGUGCAUAUUUCCUGUUAAAAACUACCUUCACUCUCUUAGCUUGCUGGUUCAUUCUGCUGCCAAUUCUGAUAAAUAAAUCUGGCAUUCUCUUAUUUCUUUUCAAUGCAAACUUACACCAGGUACUUUUUCUUACCACAUUAUCUGAAUGUUGCAUUUUCUCCCUCUAUAUCUUGUAUAACAUUGACUUGUUCUCUCCUCUUUUCCCUUUUCAGCACAAACCUCAAGAUAAUUAAUUAAUUACAUUUUUAUGCUGCCCGUCUCCUCUAUAAGGUGACUCUGGGAGGUUUGCAGGUUGUAAAACAAAUAAAAUAUAUUACAAUAUUAAAAACAUGCAGAUUAAAAUUUUAAAGACUAUAUAAACACUCAAAUUAAGAAAUGGGCAGCAUAGGAAUGAGGUCUUCUUAUCUGGUCAACUAUCUCCACCCCCGUCAGGAUCCCAAACCAACUGGUAGUGUCAAGUUUUAAUACCCUUCCAGAACACCAAAAGGGUGGGAAUAGUUUUCAUCUCCAGUGGUAGAGUGUUCCACAGGGACGGAGCCACAGGGGAAAAAGUUCUUCUCCUUGAACCUGCCUGCCGGAUUAGCAGAGAUCCCUAGCAGGCUUCUUCUGUGGUGCAAGUGGAACAGGCUAAGUUCCAUUGGGGAGAGAUAGCUCAAUAGGUACCGCGGAUCCAUGCCAUACAGAGAUUUAAAGGUAACAAUCAACACCUUGAAUUGGGUCUGUAAGCACACUCACAAUCAAUGCAGCUUGCCCAGUAAUGGUAUUAGGAUUAGAACUAAUCAGGUCCAUGCUAGCAACUCUGUACUAGAAAUUCUUACUAUGACUGACUUCUGGCAUUCUCUCUGUAUGAACAGAAUCAGUAGAAGAAAGUAGAUCAACUUAUUCAGAGCUGCAGUUUGGAGAUAUGUUUUUAAGAGGAAAGCAAUUAUUUCACAGAGGCCCUGAAUCAAGCGUUCUCCUCAGAAUUAGGUACACUUUCUGAAUAGGGUGAGAGCGAGAGUGCGAGGUGGACUUCUUUGAGUACAAUUGCUCUCUAGGGUUUAUUUUGGAAACCUUCUCCUUAUCUUCUAAUUUCCUUCUUGUGGCAUCUCCACUCUUUAUCCCUAUUUGAUUAAGGGAGAGUCUGCUACUUGGGAGCUGUUCUUGCAAAUCCCUUUGCAGCUGUUCUUGUCCAUGCUUUGUAAUGCUGGAAGCACCAAAAUCCUGCAUAUUUGCCAAUAUUUCUGUUUUGAUUUUCACUAAUGCUGCAACAAUCUUCGUGUUGUCCUUUGGUUGUUUGCAUCAAAGGUUGACACUCCAAGCAGAAAUACAGCCAUUAAAUAUAUAUAUGUGUGUGUUUUUUCCCCUUAAGGUUUCCUUUGUGGCCCACAUUGCAGGCGGCCUUGCUGGAAUGUCAGUAGGUUAUGUCAUAUUCAGCAAUUUUGAUAAAAAUUUCAUUAAAGAUCCUAGAUUCU